GCCUACAAUGCAACAAGAAUUCAGGGCUCCAAGUUAAUCGAGAGAUCAACUUAAUCUCUAGUAUGAACGAAGUACGGUUCAACCAGCAUUUCUUUGAACCCAUGGCUUUUCUGCAAAAGCUUUUCAGUGUAGUUCUGUGCAUUGUCUUUGUGGCUACUACAGCCAUCGCAAGUCCAGUACAAACUCACAAUCACACUUUUGUUAUUGAAUCCAAACCAGUGACGAGACUGUGCCAAAGCCAUAAUAUAAUUACAGUGAACGGUCAGUUUCCAGGCCCAACCCUCUCUGUUUCUAAUGGAGACACGCUCAUUGUCAAAGUCAUUAACAAGGCUCAGUACAAUGCUACCGUUCACUGGCAUGGUGUGCGGCAGAUGCGUACAGCGUGGGCUGAUGGGCCAGAGUACAUAACCCAGUGCCCCAUUCGGCCUGGAGGAAGUUACACAUACAGAUUCACCGUUAGCGGCCAAGAAGGCACUCUGUGGUGGCAUGCCCACAGCUCCUGGCUCAGAGCCACUGUUUAUGGAGCCUUAAUCAUCAGUCCUAAGGAAGGAACAGCUUAUCCCUUCCCAAAGCCCGCUCAAGAGAUUCCUGUCCUGCUAGGGGAAUGGUGGAACAGAAAUCCCAUCGAUGUGGUGAAUGAAGCAACGCGAACAGGGGCCAACCCUAACAUCUCAGACGCUUUCACUAUCAACGGGCAGCCUGGAGAUCUGUAUAACUGCUCAAGUGCAGAUACAGUUAACUUUUCUGUCAAGCCAGGGGAGACUAAUCUUGUCCGGCUGAUCAACGCUGCACUCAAUACUGAUCUGUUUGUCGCCAUUGCAAACCACGAGAUGACUGUUGUAGGCGUGGAUGCUUCGUAUACAAAACCCUACAAAACGAGCUUUCUCAUGUUGGGUCCUGGCCAAACCACAGAUUUCCUGGUGACUUUCAAUAAAGCAGCAGGCAGAUUUUAUAUGGCUGCUCGAGCAUAUGCCAGCGCUCAGGGAGCCCCCUUUGAUAACACCACCACCACUGCCAUCUUCGAAUAUAGCAAAGGAAGCUCCCCUGUUAUGCCCCAACUCCCUUUCUAUAAUGACACACAAUCCGCCCUCAAGUUUUCUACAGGUCUGAGGAGCCUCGCCUCACGCGACCACCCUGCUUUUGUCCCUCAGAAAGUGGAUGAGAGUCUCGUUUACACGGUGGGAUUGGGAUUGAUCAAUUGCCCAAGAAAUUCUUGCGGAGGUCCCAAUGGAACGAGAUUUGCAGCAAGCAUGAACAAUCACUCAUUCGUACUGCCAUCAUCUACCUCAAUUCUGCAAGCCCACCAUUUCGGAAUCAAAGGAAUCUUCACCAAUGGCUUUCCUGACACUCCUCCGGUCCAGUUCAAUUACACUGGACAAAACAUAAGCAGGAGCCUCUGGUCUCCCCUGAAAACCACCACUGUCAAAGUACUGAAAUACAACACUGCGGUGCAGGUGGUUCUUCAGGGGACAAAUAUUUUCACGGGUGAAAGCCAUCCAAUCCAUCUCCAUGGGUAUGACUUUUACAUAGUUGGAUCAGGAUUCGGUAAUUAUAAUGCAGCAACAGAUCCAUCGAAGUUCAACCUGGUGGAUCCUCCCAUGCGCAAUACAGUCAAUGUUCCAGUCAAUGGGUGGGCUGCCAUUCGAUUUGUCGCUGACAACCCUGGAACAUGGUUGAUGCACUGCCAUUUGGACGUGCACAUAGGGUGGGGUUUGGCCAUGGUUUUUGUCGUCGAGAAUGGAGUGGAUUACUCAUCAACUCUGGAGCAGCCUCCUCCAGAUCUUCCUGUAUGCUAAAGACAGUGGCAUGAAGUUCUUUGCCCUCUUAGAAAGUCAUGCCCACAGACGAACCGAUCAACUGUUAAGUGGAUUAGUUUUCAUGUUCGACAGUUUCCUACUUCUAUUUUUUUUCCAUCGAAAGAUAUUUGUAGAAUGGGAUUUAGAUUCCAAAACCUGCAUUACGUUUCUUUUUCAAUAGGGUGUUAAGUAGAUUAGUUUUCAUGUUCGACAGUUUCCUACUAUUUUUUCUCCAUCCAAAGAAUUCUGUAGAAUGGGAUUUAGAUUCGAAAACCUACAUUACAUUUCUUUUCCAAUAAGGUGAUAGAGUUUUAUUACUUUACAGUGGUCAGAAUACAGCCUAAAAUGUAAACAAUGAAUGUUAUGUAUUUAGUGUUGUUAUGUUUACAGACAAUAAAAUAUUUCUUGUUCUAAA
Cryptomeria japonica (Japanese cedar) is the source of this 2211-nucleotide messenger RNA. Its product is annotated as putative laccase-17. Gene Ontology annotation, cellular component: apoplast. The transcript has 6 exons. Gene Ontology annotation, molecular function: copper ion binding; hydroquinone:oxygen oxidoreductase activity. The coding region runs from base 63 to 1796 and encodes 577 amino acids. NCBI's taxonomy places the organism in Eukaryota, Viridiplantae, Streptophyta, Pinopsida, Cupressales, Cupressaceae. The record is from RefSeq and is a predicted model, not a curated record. Gene Ontology annotation, biological process: lignin catabolic process.